AGGAUGUAAAGGUUCUGCUGAACUGAGCAGAAGAACUGAGCUCCAUGUGAUCGAAAGCUCAGCAGCAAGGUGAAACUGGUGUUCAGGUUCAGUUUGAAUGGAUUCUGUCUAAAGGAUACAUCUGGAGCAGCGUUUUGGACUUUAUGCUUAGUUCGGUGCAACCGAAACAUCGGUGGACUAAAAGUAGCGUCGUAUUACUGCUCUACAGGCAGCACGUAGAUUAUGAAGAGGAAGAUGAAGACUAGAAGGUGCAUGGAGACAGACAGAGGUUGAUCUUUUACGCAUGUUGAAAAUGUGUGGCAUCUGGGCUUUGUUUGGCAGCGAUGAGUGCUUGUCAGUUCAGUGCACGUGUGCCAUGAAGAUCGCUCACAGGGGCCCCGACGCUUUCCGCUUUGAAAAUGUCAACGGCUUCACCAGCUGCUGCUUUGGCUUCCACCGGCUGGCCAUUGUGGAUCCGCUGCAUGGUAUGCAGCCGCUACGCGUCAAGACGUUUCCUUACUUGUGGCUCUGCUACAACGGAGAGAUUUACAACCACCAAACACUGAAGACGCAGUUUGACUUUGACUGUCAGACUCAGAUGGAUGGGGAAGUUCUGCUUCAUCUGUAUGAUCGCUUUGGAAUCAAGAAGAUGGCUUCUCUCUUGGAUGGAGUCUUUGCUUUCAUUCUGCUGGACACAGCCAACAGAAAGGUCCAUCUGGGAAGAGACACGUACGGUGUCCGACCGUUGUUCAAGUUCCUCGCCGAUGAUGGCUUCCUUGCAGUCUGCUCAGAGGCCAAAGGUCUUACACAGAUCACCCACUCAAUAGAAACCACUGCCACCAUUGUUCCCUUUCUCCCUGGGCACUUUGAGGUCUUUGACCUGAAGCUAAACGGCAAAGUUCAGUCUAUUCAGUUUGAGCAGUUUCACUGCUGUACCAGAGAGCCGGCUCAUGCCCUCUACGACACGGUGGAGGGACUGUCUUCAGGUGUCGAUAAGGAAACGGUGAAACGUAACAUCAGGAGUCUGUUUGAAAACGCUGUGAGGAAACGCCUUAUGGCUCACAGACGAAUUGGUUGUCUCCUGUCAGGUGGUCUGGACUCAAGUUUGGUGGCAGCCAUGCUGCUGAAACUGUCCAAAGAAGAGAAGCUGCCGUAUUCCAUUCAGACGUUUUCCAUCGGGUCAGAGGACAGUCCUGAUGUCAUAGCUGCUGAAAAGGUGGCGGCUCACAUUGGCAGUGAGCACCAUAAGGUGGAAUUCACAGCAGAGGAAGGCAUCAAAGCUGUGGAGGACGUCAUUUUCCACCUGGAGACCUACGACAUCACCACCAUCCGUGCUUCUGUUGGGAUGUACUUGGUAUCGAAGUACAUCAAGGAGAAGACAGACAGUGUAGUGAUCUUCUCUGGAGAAGGAUCUGAUGAGCUGACUCAGGGAUACCUUUACUUCCACAAGGCUCCAAGUGCCAAAGCAGGAGCAGAGGACAGCGUUCGUCUCUUAAAGGAGCUCUUCUUGUUUGAUGUUCUUCGUGCUGAUCGGACUACUGCUGCCCACGGUUUGGAGCUCAGAGUACCUUUCUUGGACCACAGAUUCACAGCGUACUACCUUUCUCUUCCUGAGAAGAUGAGAACUCCUAAGGAUGGAGUGGAGAAACACCUUCUCAGGGACUCUUUCAAAGGCCAAAACUUGAUUCCUGAUGAGAUCCUGUGGAGACGGAAAGAAGCCUUCAGUGAUGGUGUGAUGUCUGAGAAGAAGUCCUGGUACACCUGCCUGCAGGAACAUCUCUACUCUUUGGUGAAUGAUGACCAGAUGGAGAAGGCUGAGAAGACUUUCCCCCACAUCCCACCAAAAACCAAAGAGGCCUACUACUACAGGCAGGUGUUUGAGAAGUUUUACCCAGGCCAGGCCAAGUGGCUGUCCCAUUACUGGAUGCCUCGUUGGAUCAGCGCCACUGACCCAUCAGCGAGGACCCUGUCAUUCUACAAACCUGACAAAGACCAGUGAUUGGCUGCAGCUUCUGUUUGUGAUUUUUGGGUUUGUUUCUGCCGUUGUAUUAAAAUCCUUUGGAGCUUCUGAAACUGAGCUAGUUGUAUGUGAGGAUGUCAUGUUGUGAUUGACUGUCAGGGGUUUGCUGGUGUUUGAGCUGGACUGUGGGACUCUUUUCAUUCAUUAUGGAAUAGCACUUAUAUUUUCCUUUAGUCCACAGCUGGACAAAUGUCAAAUCAUCAAGACAGCUUAGGUGUUCAGCUUCAAAUUUGGUUUAUUUUUUUUAACUUGCUGUUAGCUCUUUCAGAGGGAACACCAUGAUGAUCUCCUGUAGUCCAUCAAACGUCCACCAGCAUCCCUGCAGCGUUUGGCUUCUCCACUGAUUCUCCCACAAGAAACUGAACUUGACAGCUUGGCUAACACCUAUGCAUCCUGGAAGCUCAGUUAAAUAAAGGCAAAGUCCAUGAAACAA
Girardinichthys multiradiatus is the source of this 2432-nucleotide messenger RNA. It is a transcript of the gene asns, whose product is annotated as asparagine synthetase. The record is from RefSeq and is a predicted model, not a curated record. Gene Ontology annotation, molecular function: asparagine synthase (glutamine-hydrolyzing) activity. NCBI's taxonomy places the organism in Eukaryota, Metazoa, Chordata, Actinopteri, Cyprinodontiformes, Goodeidae. The transcript is spliced from 12 exons. Gene Ontology annotation, cellular component: cytosol. Bases 284 to 1978 code for a protein of 564 amino acids.